GUUCUUGGAAAAAAAGUUAUCUCAAAGAUGGCCCUAUGCAAUGAAAAAAUAUAAAAGUCUUAAGGAAACAAAGCAUGGAAAAAACAUAAACUUUGUUACAAAAGGCAUAAAUUCUGUGAUACAAUUGCGAAAUAAUUUGUCUCUAAUUUUUUUUAUAAUUAUUAUUAUUAUUACAAUAUAAGAUCAAAUCAAAAUUACUUUGACUUAAUUGCUAAUGUAUUAACAUUCGAAAAUGUAAUGAAAUUCAUCGGUAAUAUCGAUGAAUAUAUAAAUCAAAUUAUUCCUAAACGUACACAUGAGCCUACAGAUGUGCUGAAAUAUAUGUUUUAUAUUGAGGAGAUUAAAUGCUUGUUUACACAAUCUCCACGAGGAAUUGAUUGCAAAUCAAUCGAAAGAUAUUGCAAUAUUAAAAUGUCUCACUAUGAAAAACUAUCUUCGAUACGAAAUGAGUUGGACAGAUAUAUAAAGAAACCUGAAAAAGGACAGCUUUUGGAAGAAAUUUGUACUUUCAUAGCACAACGUAUUCAACCUCGAAAAGAUGUAUGUUACACGAAUGUAAGUGCAUCAUUGGAUACAAUCGCACAAGAGGUACGGAAUCGUCUCAGAGAGAAGCAUCCGAACCAUUCGAUAUUCUCUACGUCAGAAGAAACUUUUUACGAUUGGAAAACCAACAAUAUCGAAGAUAAUCAAUGGGAUGAAACAGAAAGUACGCAGAUUAUGGAUACACUCCAGGAAUAUAUAUUUGGCACCUUGAAUUUUCGACAAUGUAUCUCCCCAUUUUCACCCGAUGAUAUCAAAUGGAUUUGUAUAGAUUAUAUUUUACAAAGUAAAUUUGGUAGAGAUAUCAUUGUAUAUACAAUAUUUCAUAGCGUGGCUAGAAGACUUGGUCUACGUUGCGAUGUACUAGAUAUUGAAAAUGAAUUCUAUAUGUUUUGGAAAUCAGAAUUCGUCACGGAUAAUUUAGAAAAUGCACGAAAUUUUUACAUAACAAACGAGGAUUACCCGAAUUGUCUUACUGAUAAUCAAUCAAAUAAUUGGAGACCAGUCUUAACAAUUAAAAAGAUGUUGGAGUUCACAACAAAUAUAGUUGACGAAUUUAUAAGGGAACAAUUAUAUAUAAUAAGAAAAUUGCUUUUAUAUAGAGAUAAUUAAAUAGAGCAUUAUAUAGGAUCUUCUGAUAUGAUUAAAAUGUAUUGUAUGUUUUGUAAUCAUAUUAUGAUGAUAGGGUAUUAUGAGUGCAAGUUAUAUAUACAUAUAAUGCAAAAUGUGAGUAAUUAUAUUAAUUUGAGCAUAUUUAUAUAUACUCAUAAUGACGUAUUUUGCAAACAGUUUCAAGAUAUCAUAAUAUGUCCGUGUUUUGAGUAGUAUAUGAGCCUGCAUCUGUGUCUAUUUUUGUCAUCAUGUUUUGAGAAAUAUGAGUACAAUAUGAGUAAAGUACAUCCGCGCACUAACAAUCGCAUAUUAGUAUAUAAUAUAUAUACAAUUGUAAAAAUAUUGAACAU
Molecule: messenger RNA, 1502 nt
Organism: Nylanderia fulva
Lineage: Eukaryota; Metazoa; Arthropoda; Insecta; Hymenoptera; Formicidae
Molecular function (GO): protein binding
Source: RefSeq, a predicted model, not a curated record